Darwinula stevensoni is the source of this 7065-nucleotide messenger RNA. Lineage: Eukaryota; Metazoa; Arthropoda; Ostracoda; Podocopida; Darwinulidae. The record is from the annotation of a GenBank genome assembly.
AUGCCUGAACUCAGUUUCGAUGAUGUCAGUCGAAUGUUGAAUAUUUACGGCCCAGAUCCGUACGUAGCCUUCAAACAAGAUUGGUGUGCGAGGAAGAUCCAAGCGUGUUCAUCAAGUAGAGGCGGCAUCAACACCAAGUAUUCUCACGAACUGGCUGAAAAAUUGUGUUUCAGCUUCAACGUUAGUUUCAUUGGCAAACUGUUUGGCUGCUUGAAGUCGAUUGAUAAUCUGUCCGCGUUUGAAGACCUCAUUGACUUUUGUUCAAGAGAGAAAAUCAAUCUGAAUGACAUCCUGGAAAAUGAAUAUGUUGAACUAAAUGACCUGAUACGUUUAGUCGAGGCCAAGCAUUUGAUCAGAUGUGCAAAGAGUCAGCCGGAGAGUGAAGCCGAAGAGAAACAAUUUCUGCAGAUAUUCCAAACUCUGUACGAUGCUGGGUGGAAUUUUGUUCAGAUGCGUGACCUUGUAGCUGCUUUUAAUCCGAUUGGGGCGUUUAAUCGAUUUCGGAAUUUGCUGCACUUCUUGAACACCAUUCAGAUCUACGGCCUGUUCUCGAUUUCGAAUUUCGAGAAGAGUAAGCAAAUCUUGAUUGACACAACAAGUUUCCAAAUGAUGAUGCAGAAACUGAACAAAAUAGCCAUUGAGAAUCACUUUCAGCUUGAAGGCAAAGUGAAGGAUCUAAAUGAACUAGUGGCUGAGCUGAAGAAAUCGAACAAGCAUGACCAGGCAUUAGUGUAUUUCAUUGAAAAGGGUGCCCUGAAUAUAAGGAAGCACAUUUUUGAGAAGCAGUCAGCCAAGUUGCAAUGGAAGGAGAAGCAGAUUUAUUUGUGGGCAAAGGAUAUCAAGUCUUCCAGAAAGGAAUUCAGUGAUUACGAAGGAAUCGCGGUUAUUCUGCGUGCAAACUUCCUGAUAACUGGUCACACCCUGACUGACACGCAAAUAUUGUGCAGCUUGAUUGCGCUGAGAACUGGGGGAAGCCUGAAAGGCAAGUUACUCGAAGUUGCAACGGGUGAAGGAAAAUCCACCAUCAUUUGCAUUCUGGCCAUCAUAAAUGCAUUGAGAGGCAACCUCGUUGACGUAAUAACCAGCUCGCCGGUUUUGGCUGAAAGAGAUGCGAAGCAAAAGGCAAAAUUGUACAGAAUGUUUUGCCUGACGUGCUCUGACAACAACGACAAGACUGUGUAUCUUAGAGGCAGGAAGAGUUGUUAUUCCGCUGACAUCGUUUACGGCGAGAUGUCGCAGUUUCAGUUUGACAUACUGAGAGACAGUUACAGCAAGUUGGGAACGCUGGGUGGACGCAAGUUUACGACAGCAAUUGUGGACGAGGUGGACAGCAUGCUGAUUGAUGACAGCUCGAAAAUCGCUCGUUUAUCGUCAACGAUUUCAGGCAUGGACCACUUCCAAGCAAUUUAUGUGUUUAUUUGGCAACGCCUGAUUUCGAUCAAAGAGAAGUUUAUAAUGUUCAACAGUAAGUUGUACUUCGUCGACGGCAAAGUUGGUUUCGAAGACGGGAAGAUAACCUUGGAAGUUGUUGACAGCAAUAAUGACAUUUGGAAAAUUCCUGACUUGGAGGAGUAUCUUGUUAGAGCAGGUGACAAAAGUCAAGUUGGCGAGUAUGUCGGUGACGAUGUGGAUGAGUAUCUGAGGAAUUCUUUAGAACAUUAUCUGGAUUGCCAAAUCAAAGAAAACAAGAUUUACGUUCCCAGUAAUUUCGCGGAUUUCCUGCAAAAGCAGAAGCCAAAGUGGAUCACGAAUGCCGUCGAAGCUUUGAACUACCAGGAAAACGUUCAUUACGUGGUUCAAGACGGAGAAAUCAAGCCGGUUGAUUAUUACAGUACCGGUAUUGUUCAGAGCUCCACCAGUUGGAGUGACGGAUUGCACCAGUUCCUUCAGCUGAAGCACAAUUUAAAAAUGACCAGUGAGACGAUUACUACCAACUUCUUAUCGAACAUGGGGUUGAUGAACAAGUACGAGCAAGUGUACGGCCUGACCGGAACGCUCGGCUCGGAGACUGCCAGAGGUGUCCUGAAGAAAGUUUAUGGUGUUGAUCUAAUUAACAUUCCGCAGCGGCGGCAAAAGCAGUACCUGGAAUUGGAAUCGAUUGUUGCAGAAGGCGAGGCCAACUGGCUGAAGGAAAUAAUGUCUAACAUUAUCCACGAGAUUCAGAAGGAUCGAGGAAUUUUAGUAAUAUGUGAAACAAUUGAGAACACGAACCGGAUUAGCGGGAUGCUGAAAAAUAAGCUGCCGCCGAGCUCAGUCAAGUUGUAUGCAAUGAACGACAUGAACCAGGAGAAGAACGUGGAGAAAAUUUUACCCGGUGAAGUUAUAAUUGCGACAAAUUUGGCCGGAAGAGGCACCGACAUACAGACCGACGAAAUUGAGGCGACGGGGGGUUUGCACGUGAUUUUGACAUUCAUGCCCAGCAACCAGCGAGUUGAAGAUCAAGCAUUUGGCAGAACUGCCAGGCAGGGCAAGCGUGGCACCGGCCUCAUGAUUCUAAAUGGUCAUCACUUGGUCGGUUACGCAAGCACAACAACAACAAAAAGUAUGAAGAUGGAUCGUGAUGGAAUUGAGUCAGAGCAACUUAAGAAUUUUCAAGACUUCGAGCUCAAGCCGAUUCAAGUGAAAGACAAAAUGUUUGACGUAUUUUGCGCAUUUCUAAACGACGAAAUACGCCUCAGGAUCAGACAGGAGCAGGACACUUACGGAAAUCGCGUGAUGAAUUCGUUCACCGAAGUUCCACCGACCAUGUAUGAGUGCAGCGUGCUCGCAGCUGUCGAAGAGCAAUGGGCAGGUUUCUUGAGCAAGCUAGACGAGAAGGUGAUACAAUGUGAAGAUGCCGAGACCAAGUGCCAAGAACUGAUUAAUCAGCUAAGGCAAGACUUUGUGGUCAACAGCGUAAUCAAAAAUCCGUAUCAUUACAUUUGCAUUGCAAAUGACAUACUUGCGAGUCAGUCACCGAAGGCUGAACAGGUGAAACGAGCUCUCAGCUAUUUCGAGAAAGCAGUUGAACUGGAACAGAAAUCAGGAUCGAGUAAUGGUGACGAGUCUUUAUUCUGUCCCGGAGCUGCGCAUGCAGGCAUUGCGUGGUGCUGGAUCCUAUUAAAAGAAGAAGGUUAUAAAGAAGAGGCUUUGUCAUCAUUCAAAUCUGCUUUGACGUGUCUGUCGAAUGAAAUGAGUGUAUUGAAUGCUACUCAGUUGUUGUUGGAGCAAAAGCAGGCUGGUAAGUUGUACUUCGUCGACGGCAAAGUUGGUUUCGAAGACGGGAAGAUAACCUUGGAAGUUGUUGACAGCAAUAAUGACAUUGGGAAAAUUCCUGAUUUGGAGGAGUAUCUUGUUAGAGCAGGUGACAAAAGUCAAGUUGGCGAGUAUGUCGGUGACGAUGUGGAUGAGUAUCUGAGGAAUUCUUUAGAACAUUAUCUGGAUUGCCAAAUCAAAGAAAACAAGAUUUACGUUCCCAGUAAUUUCGCGGAUUUCCUGCAAAAGCAGAAGCCAAAGUGGAUCACGAAUGCCGUCGAAGCUUUGAACUACCAGGAAAACGUUCAUUACGUGGUUCAAGACGGAGAAAUCAAGCCGGUUGAUUAUUACAGUACCGGUAUUGUUCAGAGUUCCACCAGUUGGAGUGACGGAUUGCAUCAGUUCCUUCAGCUGAAGCACAAUUUAAAAAUGACCAGUGAGACGAUUACUACCAACUUCUUAUCGAACAUGGGGUUGAUGAACAAGUACGAGCAAGUGUACGGCCUGACCGGAACGCUCGGCUCGGAGACUGCCAGAGGUGUCCUGAAGAAAGUUUAUGGUGUUGAUCUAAUUAACAUUCCGCAGCGGCGGCAAAAGCAGUACCUGGAAUUGGAAUCGAUUGUUGCAGAAGGCGAGGCCAACUGGCUGAAGGAAAUAAUGUCUAACAUUAUCCACGAGAUUCAGAAGGAUCGAGGAAUUUUAGUAAUAUGUGAAACAAUUGAGAACACGAACCGGAUUAGCGGGAUGCUGAAAAAUAAGCUGCCGCCGAGCUCAGUCAAGUUGUAUGCAAUGAACGACAUGAACCAGGAGAAGAACGUGGAGAAAAUUUUACCCGGUGAAGUUAUAAUUGCGACAAAUUUGGCCGGAAGAGGCACCGACAUACAGACCGACGAAAUUGAGGCGACGGGGGGUUUGCACGUGAUUUUGACAUUCAUGCCCAGCAACCAGCGAGUUGAAGAUCAAGCAUUUGGCAGAACUGCCAGGCAGGGCAAGCGUGGCACCGGCCUCAUGAUUCUAAAUGGUCAUCACUUGGUCGGUUACGCAAGCACAACAACAACAAAAAGUAUGAAGAUGGAUCGUGAUGGAAUUGAGUCAGAGCAACUUAAGAAUUUUCAAGACUUCGAGCUCAAGCCGAUUCAAGUGAAAGACAAAAUGUUUGACGUAUUUUGCGCAUUUCUAAACGACGAAAUACGCCUCAGGAUCAGACAGGAGCAGGACACUUACGGAAAUCGCGUGAUGAAUUCGUUCACCGAAGUUCCACCGACCAUGUAUGAGUGCAGCGUGCUCGCAGCUGUCGAAGAGCAAUGGGCAGGUUUCUUGAGCAAGCUAGACGAGAAGGUGAUAAAAUGUGAAGAUGCCGAGACCAAGUGCCAAGAACUGAUUAAUCAGCUAAGGCAAGACUUUGUGGACAAUAGCGUAAUCAAAAAUCCUUAUCAUUACAUUUGCAUUGCAAAUGACAUGCUUGCGAAUCAGUCACCGAAGGCUGAACAGGUGAAACGAGCUCUCAGCUAUUUCGAGAAAGCUGUUGAACUGGAACAGAAAUCAGGAUCGAAUAAGGGUGACGAGUGUGGAAGCAACGCGAGUAUGGCUAUCAGAGUUAUCGGCACGCUCAACGGUCUCCAUCAGGUGCAAACACUGACUGACAACGUUGUCAAAGCAUUAGUGACAAAGCUCAGGCGUAUGUAUAGCAGUUUUAUGACGAUUAGUCUAGUAUUCCACAGACAUCUCAAGAUUAAAAAGGUCAAUACGGCAUUAAUUGCCGAUAAGCUCAAGCAACUCCACAUAUUCGACGAUGUCGACAAUUUUAACGUGUCCCAGAGUGACUUGGUCAAUGUGUCCAAAGAGCUCAAGAGAAAGAUAGACGAGUUCUCGGAAGAAGAAUUUGGAAACGAUGACAGGGACUCGAUGACGGCUGACGUUGGCAAAAGCAUUGCUUUCAUAGAGAGUUUCUAUGCGAAAUUUGUCGAAAUUGAUUUAGAGUCGUUCAGCAUGAUGAUGAAGUCUGUGUCGGACCAAAUAGCCGAACAGUUGAUACGGGUGAUGGACUCGCAACUGUUGCAGCCGUGGUCAACACUGGCUGUGAGUAACCUCAGUGCCGCGGGUUCCAAGCGACUGCAGCACUACUGCUUCGUGGAUGAAGAGCAAAAUUCAGACAGUCACAAGGCAGAUCAGAAGAAGUACGAAGAACUGAAGGAAAAAAAGGAUUUGACAACGGCCGAGAGGUCUUUUAUGGCUAACUACGGCAGAUUUAGAACGUUUGAAGAGCAGAUCAAGUACAACAGCAUGGAUUAUUGCGAGGCGUACAGUCAGUGUGAAAUGGCCUACCAUGCAGGCCAAGAUGGCGGCCACCAUGGCCAGGGCACGCCGGACGCGAAUGUUAAACAAAUCGCGGAUGGUGUUCGGGCCGGCGGACCGACCAAUCUUGCCACAAUGAUAGCAAUGGCUAAAGGAAUCGGAGUCAACUUGAAAGUGGUGGACGAUGAACGUUACGUCAGGACGCAGGAAGACAUUGACAACGGGGUUCAAGUGAUGUACGUGAAACAUGGUCCGAAUGACGAGGUUGGUCACGCGUAUUACAUGAACAGCAACGGUCAGUUCAGUGAAGCACCGUCAGUAGGCUACGACUCCGCGUUUGCUGCCUUCAGUAAAAUUCUAGAAAGUAACGGGAUCAGCAAAUCUGUCAGUGAUCUCCGAGUUGAAGCAGCUGACCGUAUAGAAUCGAAUUCCACAAGCUUUUUGAAAGUGCUUUCUGCUGAAAAUUGGAUUAGGAAGACGAAACCUGAUUCGGCUAACAAACUAUUAUUCACUGCCGGAUUGUACAGAGAUGCUGAUGGCGUAUUAAGAGUAGAACCUGGUGAUGCUGUUGCCCUUGCCGAUGCAAUAAGUAAAAAAAAUGAGCAUCCUCGUGGUGGAAAGUUUGCCAAAAUAUUUAAGUUUGCGAUUCCUCGUAAUAUCCCCGACUCACCAACAGAGAAAUCCGUUCUUCAUAUAAUUCCAUAUAACCAACGUGAUGCCGCUGUUCGGGUUCACGACACAAGACAGGCUACAGACACUGCCGCCGAAGCAGAAACGAGGCUAGAACCACUUCGAGCACAGUUGGAAAAUUUCGUAAACGAAGAACACAUGAAAACCAUCAUCGAGGGUAAAAUUGAUGACCAAGGUCGACUGAUGCAUGAACGUCAACUGAUGAACCAAGGGGACGUCGGUACUUUUCUUCACACUGCAAUUUCGUACAAUCCCAAUAAUUUAGCCAGAGAUUUCGUUUGGAAGUUUCGUGGCGACAAGAGACUUGGCGAGUCAUCUGUGGAGAAGGAGGGCGCCUGCGGUCCUAAACUGGAGGGGAUGGGUGCCAGGCUCAAAAAGAAUGCAGGACAGGAAGCUCAUGCAGAGAGUGGCGACACAAAGUAUUUCGAGUCCAAGGAACAAAUAGAUUCUCUGUAUUCUAAGGACUGGCAGGACGCUGAGCCGUGCUAUCCAGACGCCACAGUUACAACCAUCGAGCAAGUUUCGUUUCGGGAAGCACUGAAACUAAUGACCGUCGACAUUUGGUGCACCAUGGAUUAUUUUUUGGCCAAUCGGGACGAGAUGGAAAAGGAUUUAGGUCGCAAGUUGCCUAAUCUGGAUUUGGACGAUAAGGAUUUGUUGAAGCAGUUGGAAGACGAACUAUUUCAUAAACAAUCUGUGAAGAUUUUCGGCCGAGAAGAAGGCGAUGAUGAAAAGUCUGCAGUGACCUUCACAGACUUCCGUCAUUUGUUUUUUGAUGGGAACGAAAGGUUUGGGACUGCCAGGCAUGGGAAACACUACGUGGUUUUCUUUCACGUCACGGGCUGA